Messenger RNA from Zootoca vivipara (common lizard), 3538 nucleotides. RefSeq names its product tribbles pseudokinase 2 (gene TRIB2). The record is from RefSeq and is a predicted model, not a curated record. Gene Ontology annotation, cellular component: nucleus. Lineage: Eukaryota; Metazoa; Chordata; Lepidosauria; Squamata; Lacertidae. Gene Ontology annotation, molecular function: mitogen-activated protein kinase kinase binding; ATP binding; protein kinase activity. Gene Ontology annotation, biological process: positive regulation of proteasomal ubiquitin-dependent protein catabolic process; protein phosphorylation; regulation of MAP kinase activity.
CCCCUCUCCAAAACGGUUGUGUGUGUGUGCGCGCGCUGCUGCUCGCUCCCGCCUGCAUCUGUGUGUGUGAUUUUGGGGGGGACCUUUUUUGGAGGGCUUGCUCUCUCCAUCCCCAUGAACAUACAAAGGUCAACCCCCAUCACAAUCGCACGCUAUGGAAGACCUCGGAAUAAAACCCAGGAUUUUGAAGAGCUCUCUUCUGUAAGGCCCACCGAGUCCAGCCAGAGUUUCAGCCCCAACCUCGGCUCACCCAGCCCGCCAGAGACUCCCAACUUGCCGCAUUGCGUUUCUUGCAUCGGGAAAUACUUACUGCUGGAGCCUCUGGAAGGAGACCACAUUUUUCGAGCCGUGCAUCUGCACAGCGAGGAGGAGCUGGUUUGCAAGGUGUUUGAUAUCGGCUGCUACCAAGAGUUGCUCGCGCCCUGCUUCUGCCUGCCCCCUCACGACAACAUCAACCAAAUCACUGAAAUCAUUCUCGGGGAGACGAAAGCGUAUGUGUUCUUUGAGAGGAGCUAUGGGGACAUGCAUUCCUUUGUUCGUACCUGCAAGAAGCUGAAGGAGGAGGAAGCGGCCAAGCUGUUCUAUCAGAUAGCGUCUGCUGUGGCGCACUGUCACGACGGCGGGCUGGUGCUGCGGGAUCUCAAGCUGCGGAAAUUCAUCUUCAAGGAUGAAGAAAGGACUAGAGUAAAAUUGGAGAGCCUCGAAGACGCUUACAUUUUGCGAGGGAACGACGACUCCCUUUCCGAUAAGCAUGGAUGCCCCGCCUAUGUGAGCCCAGAGAUCUUGAACACAAACGGCAGCUACUCUGGCAAGGCGGCCGACGUGUGGAGUCUAGGAGUCAUGCUGUACACCAUGCUCGUUGGACGCUAUCCCUUUCAUGACAUUGAGCCUAGCUCUCUCUUCAGCAAGAUCCGCCGCGGGCAGUUCAGCAUUCCAGAGACUCUAUCCCCCAAGGCGAAAUGCCUUAUACGUAGCAUUCUGCGCCGGGAGCCCUCAGAAAGGCUGACUUCACAGGAAAUUCUGGACCACCCUUGGUUUUCUACAGAUUUUAAUGUGUCUAAUUCAGGAUAUGGUGCUAAGGAAGCAACGGAUCAGCUGGUGCCUGACGUCAACAUGGAAGAGGACUCGGACCCGUUCUUUAACUGAGCGGCGGGGACUAGUGUUUUGGGUGCUGCAUGGCCAGGAAGGGACAACAUGAAGGGAGUCCUUUCUGGCCGUGCAGAAUUAUAUCUGUGUCUCAGCCUGGCUUAAUAGCGAGAGAGAGAGAGAGAAAGAGAGAGAGAGAGACAACCUGGAGUUCUUUUUUUCCCUGGUUGACGAAGGAACGCCCAAUAAAUGAGCUAACACCGCAGAUGUAGCAUGUGGAUGGUUUAGAUGGGAGGAAUCGUUGCUAUUCAGUUAGAUUGACAUAGAAAAUAAAGGAGGCGGCAGCACACAGAGAGACUGUAGCUUCUCAUCUUUAUGGAGCCAAGGACACUACGCAUCCCAAGUUCCAGUGCAGCCACUAAUCCACUCCUGAUUCCGUUUCGUUCAUGUAUUUACAGUUCCCAGUAAAUAGAAACUUUUGCCUCAACUUGCAUCUUGGCAUCGCACUGUUAGAUAUUUAACUUCAGCCAUUAUUCAGGGAAGGUACAAUUAGCUAUUAUUUUAUUCUUUGUUUUCCUGGAUUAUUCUCUUCCCCCCCCCCCAAUCUGAUGUUUAAUAGUUACAAGUGGGAUUCAUUUUCGGCGGGUGGGCCGGGGGGUAGUGCACAAAAAGGAACACACGAGAAGUGGGUGCUAAACCAUGUCUUUUGAUAGGUUGUUCUAAAGUUCACAUUUCUCCUAGAUACCUUAUUUUAUUUUGGGCCAGGAGGGAUUAACAUUUAAAACGUUCUUUUCCACAUCCCUUGAAGGGAGGAAAACUCACAAGUUGUUCAGGGUUAGUUUGAUUAUUAUUAUGAUUAUUAUUUUGGUCAAAUGGCUUUGUGGCAGGAAGCAGUUACAAUCCAGAUGUUCAGACGUAUUUGACUAUUUUAUUAGCAAAACCGACAACAACGGGGGGGGGGGAAUUGUCCAUAUUUGGGGUUGUGUUUUUUUCUUCUUAACCGGGAUUGGAAACACUGGCUUCCACUAUACUGCAUAUAAAUUUUGACCAUGUUAUUUGGGGAAGGCCACCUUUGCAUCACCUAAAGAAGAAAAAGGGGGAACCCCUAAUCCUGUAAACAAAUUUUCCUCUGACACCCCUGAACGUGAUCAGAAGAGCUCUUUAUAUUUGAAGGGGAAAAGGCCCCCCUACACUUACUUUGUGGAAAGGCAAUGACUUUGGUUUUCUUGUUUUUGUUUUCUAAACAGGAUACUGUUUUAAAUUUUCUUCUCAUUGAUCUAUUAAUAAGCUGAAUAUUACCACGACACAGAUCUGUCUCCUAAAAAGUACACAGUAAUAUGCACCUUUUUGUAUUGUCAAGACUUAUUUAUUGAUUAAACUGUCACAGUUGUGAUGAAUUAAGCCAGUACUUAAUUACGGGUUGACUUGGGGGUGACAUGUUACAUGCUGUAGUUAACACACUUCUGUUUUUGCUCUUCAGGUAUUCCUGUCCCUAAAUGAUAAUACUUUAUUUUUUACUAUUAUUUUAGCCCGCCCACCCAACGCCACCACCUUCCUUAGAGAGCUUUCAUUUUGAUUUAGACUGGCAAAUGAUUUUUAUUACUGCUUUUUAUAUUGCUGUAUGAUAUUGAGGGGGUGUUGGGGGGGGACACACACACACAAGAAAACAAACAAAACAGAAAUCUCUUGGCAUAAAUAUUUGUGUUUCCAGUACCUCAGUUGUUCUGAUGUUACUGCCUGUAUGCGUUUUUUGUGAAGUGGUCAUGUUUUUUGGAUAGGUACCCGUGGACUCUGUAGUAUGUAAAUGUUACUUGAAUUUUGUGCUUAAUUAUAGUUAUGUGGCAUGUGCGUACUUGGCAUUUGACGUAUGGAUGCUAAUCACCUGCUCUUGCAGGGAAGGUUUCGAUCCCACUCUCAAGUUGAUAAUUCCACAGUUCCUUAUCAAGAGACAGAGCUGCAGCUGACCUGCCUUGGUUCUAUUUUGGUAUCUUAAGAAUAUAAAGGAGUAAUGUUUUUACACUCUGAAGAUGGUGCUGUGUUGAGGGAGUUCUUCUUUUUUAAAAACAAACACAACGGCAAUGUUUAUUAUUUUAUAAACUUGUAGGAGGAAAGAUUGGUGAUGUGCAUGGUGGGAUUUUACUGCCUCUGGUGCUUUGUCUUGUAUUUGGUUUAAUGUUUUUUGUCCUAAUCUCUUCAAUAAACAAAAUUGUGCAUAUUUAACUAAAUUCAAUUUGUGAAGGCUUUAUUAUUAGUUGACUGCCCUGUACACACGGGUCUCAUUAUUAACCCAUGAAUAGGUAAAGGUAAAGGACCCCUGGAGGUUUGAGUCCAGUCAAAGGCGACUACGGGGUUGCCUCGGAAGCACACGUUCCCCUCAGCCGAGGAGAACGGCGCCCGCCAUUGCCGCGCGAUCGGCCGGAAGUCCCAUCUCGCUUUCAGGCCAAGGGAGCCG